Messenger RNA from Carcharodon carcharias (great white shark), 1215 nucleotides. Its product is annotated as nectin-1-like. Gene Ontology annotation, biological process: heterophilic cell-cell adhesion; homophilic cell-cell adhesion. The record is from RefSeq and is a predicted model, not a curated record. NCBI's taxonomy places the organism in Eukaryota, Metazoa, Chordata, Chondrichthyes, Lamniformes, Lamnidae. The transcript has 7 exons. Gene Ontology annotation, cellular component: adherens junction. Bases 200 to 823 code for a protein of 207 amino acids.
UGUCGGAAGCGUGGAGCUGCUCAGCUGGGUGGCCCGUCCAUUAUGCGAGUCUUCCUGCUCUUUGAAAAUUGCAACGGAAAUAAGUAAAAGCAGCUGUCACCCGAGGGGUAUUGAGAUAGCUUUUGUGAGGCACCAUCUCCCCAGAGUGUCACCUGCUUUCACCUGCUGGGGAAGCAACGGUGAAUGUUUCCACUUCGAAAUGGCAUUAAUGGUUUGGAUGCCGAUGGCACAUAUUGCACUUCUCUCUGCUACAACCAGUAACCACGUUACAGCUGUGACCCUUACCGCUCUUGUUGGGACUGAGGUACUGCUUCCAUGCCAGAUAACACAAAGCAACUCAAAUUUGACACAGAUCCAAUGGAAAAAGGGCACUGAGAAUAAAUCCUUCGCAUUGUAUAAUCCUAAAUUCGGGAUAUCAGUCCCAGAUGAAAGGUACUCCAGUCGGGUCGUUUUCAGUAGCCAUUCACCGCUGGACGGAUCAAUUCUAUUGAAGGCUCUGGAGAUGGAGGAUCAGGGAAUGUAUACGUGCGUGGCCAAGCUAUCCCCUCCGGGAAGAGCUGAGAUAGUAAUGAAUCUAACGAUUUUAGAUCAUGGGAAUGGAAAGCUAAUCAUCCCAUGUGUGACAUUGGGAGUAGUGGUGUUUGCUCUUUCCAUGUUUCUCAUCGUUCUAUUCAUCAGGCGAAAAUGCAGACCAGCAGCAGAAACCUAUGUCAACGUUCCCGUUCAAAGAAAGACAAUUGAGCAGGAUUCAUCAGAUGUGAACGCCACUUACAUGGGCCUGAACUUAGCAGAACAAUCAGUCUACAGCGCAUUACAGAGAUAAGCUGCUUGCAAGAAUGAACACAGCUCAGCCAGACCCCAGACGGUGUUCAACUCUGAACUUUGUCCUGAUCUUUCAACAUUAUUAUACAAACCCUCUUGCGGAAAUUCUGUUCUCAAUGACGUAGACAUAGGCAAUUGUCAUUCCUAGAUCUCUGCUUAUUUAGUGGUGCAGUAAAUUUCAGUGCCUUUAAUCAAGAUUGUCAUCCACCCAAUGGGAUCUCUCUACCGCUUGCAAAUGAAUGGAACUAUUUCUAUUACCCGCCUUUCUCAAUAACAGACCAUUACCAUAUAAUGUAUAAUAGCUUUUUUCAAAAAUGUGGUACAGGGACCAAUUCCACAAUUGAAUUGUGCAUAGCUCUCACACCUGGGCUUGGACAAGGUGCAGAGGGCAUG